UGCCCAAAGCUGAAGGCAUUGGCUGUGAAUGACUCGUUGCAAGUCAUACACGAGUCUUGUGUUCACUUCGACACCGAUUUGCCUGAAUUCAGAACUCAUGGGGGAGUCAAUCAAAACACAGACCAACAGACAGUGACUGCGCCCCCCGUCAUGUGGAUCAAGGCCUUUGAUUUGGUGUUAGAGAGACUUAAGAUCAAUGGUAUUGAUUACAGUUCAGUGGCGGCCAUCUCGGGGUCGGGUCAACAGCACGGAAGUGUCUAUUGGAAGAGAGGGGCCAUCAAUACCCUCAAGAACCUCAAGUCUGAUAACUUUCUGCACAACCAAUUGUCUCAAUGCUUCUCAUGUCGUGAUUCCCCCAUUUGGAUGGACUCGAGUACAACACAAUACUGCAAACAAUUGGAGCAAUGGGUUGGCGGUCCCCAGAGAUUG
Oppiella nova is the source of this 429-nucleotide messenger RNA. Lineage: Eukaryota; Metazoa; Arthropoda; Arachnida; Sarcoptiformes; Oppiidae. The record is from the annotation of a GenBank genome assembly.